AUGGCUACAAAUGGCACCGGCGCCACGGCUGCCUUUAUGCCCGUACUGGCGGCUAUGUCGACUAUGCGCGAUGGUCAGAGGGAGCAGAAAAAGGCUGCACAUCAGUUUCUGGAGGGCUUCCAGAAGUCGGCUGAGGCGUGGCAAAUCACUAUCGGACUGCUGCAAUCUCAAGCAGACGCUGAAGCUAAGUUGUUCGCAGCUACAACGUUGAGGGGCAAGAUCACCUACGAUGUCAACCAAAUACCCACCGAAGCCCUUCCAGCACUCCGAAAUCAGAUUCUAGAGCUUUUGAAAGUGUUUGCAACGGGCCCGCGACCAAUUCGAGUCCAACUAUGCGUGUGUUUGGCGAUUUUGGCAAUACAAAUGACAGAAUGGAAGGAUGUUAUGCCGAUGGUUAUCUCAACGCUAGGCAACGACGCCGAGAGCCACGCCUGCAUUCUAGAUUUCCUGAAAGUUCUUCCCGAAGAAGUCACCGAAGGACGGAAGAUCAAUUUGACUGAAGAUGAGCUGUCACAAAGAACACAGGAACUAUUGGGAGACAAUGCCUCUCUGGUCGUUCGACUUUUGAUCGAUUAUGCCCAGUCGUCAGACUCUGCAUCGACGAACCCCCAACUUCUUGAAGUUAUCACAUCAUGGCUGCGGGAAGUACCAGUUGCCGAUGUCGUCAACUCCCCACUCUUGCAUGUCAUAAUCAGUGCCUUGGAUACUGACCGAUCCUUCGAGGCGGCAACGGAUUGUCUGUGCGCCAUUUUUAAAGAGACCCGCGAUGUAGACGAGUACAUUUCUACGAUCCAGGUUCUAUUACCGCGUGUGAUCGCCUUGAAGCCCCGGAUUGCUCAAGCCGCCGAGCAAGAAGAUGCAGAACUGUUCAAGGGAAUCACCAGGAUAUUCGCAGAAGCAGGUGAGGCGUGGGUUGUCCUUAUUGCGAGGGAGCCAACCGUUUUUCGGCCACUGGUGGAGGCUGUUUUGGAGUGUGCUGCCAGAGAUAUGGACCGAGACGCCAUUGCCCUAACUUUCGUCUUCUGGUAUGAGCUGAAGUUGUAUCUCAUCCUAGAGAGAUACAUUGAAGCUCGUAUGCAGUAUGUCGAUGUCUACUCGAAGCUCGUAGACGUUAUGUUGAAGCAACUCGAGUUUCCAACCCCAGAUGGCAACGAAUCAGAUCUGUUCGAUGGAGAUAGAGAGGCGGAGGAAAAGUUUCGCGAGUUCAGACAUCAUAUGGGCGAUGUGCUCAAGGACUGUUGCGAGAUUAUGGGUGUCACCGAAUGCUUAACGAAAGUUUUGGAGCGAAUCAAGAUCUGGACUAGGGACUAUGCCAGUCAAGCAACUACGACUUCAGUUCCACACUGGCAGCAGCUCGAGGCUCCACUUUUCAGUAUGCGGGCACUGGGAAGAAUGGUCGACAAGGAUGAAGAUAUUAUACUACCCCAGAUUAUUCCGCUGAUUGUUCAGAUCCCCCAUCACGAAAAGUUACGCUUCGCCACGAUUAUGGUCUUGGGUCGUUACACGGAGUGGACCUCGAAUCAUCCAGAACUUCUGGAGGCACAAUUUACAUACAUUGUGUCGUCUUUCCAGACAGAUUCUAAGGAGAUUGUUCGUGCUGCCGCAAUGGCUAUGAAGUUCUUCUGUACUGACUGCAAGCACCUACUUAGUGGUCAGGUGGUGCAGCUUCAACAGUUCUAUAACCAGACUCUCGACAAGCUUCCGGGCAUCAGCCAGGAAGAAUUGACAGAAGGUGUCGCAUCAGUUGUUGCGGUACAACCUCCAGCACAGAUUUUUGACCUUUUGAAGCUCUACUGUGAUCCGUUAAUGGCCAGAUUGAUGGCCCUUGCCAAUGAAGCAAAGGACGACGAAGGAAAAUUGGCUAUUGCAGAUCACAUGCAAUUAAUCACAUAUUUCGUCCAGAUCGUCACUCCAUACGUUGAGCCUGGACAGGAGAAUCCUGCAGUCAAAUACUGUCAAGAAAUCUUCCCAAUUUUGGCCACAAUUCUAGACACCUUCAUCGAUUUUAACCCGGUUUGCGAGCGUAUUUGUCGAAACUGGCGGUAUAUGGUGAUCUCAUAUCGCACUGCCAUGGCACCAUUACUACCUCAGAUGGCAAAUAAACUCGCGAAUGGCUUCGCUGCUUCGAAGCAAGGCUGCUUCCUUUGGGUCACAGCUGCCAUACUUCGUGAAUUCUCGGAGGACCGGGAGCACGUAGACGAUCAGACGACGCAGGCAAUCUAUGCCUUCUUUGAGGCCCAAGCCACCAACAUGCUGCGGAUGAUGAGUGAUCUUGCACCCCGAGAUUUGCCAGAUGUCAUUGAGGACUUCUAUCGUCUCAUGGUGGAUGCUCUACUCUACUAUCCGCAUAUGUUGAUCGGUUCAGAACUGUUUACUCCUAUUUUCCAAGCUGGCAUCUCAGCAUUGGCAUUGGAGCAACGCGAUCCCCUAAACGCUGCCUUGCAUUACCUCCGGGAUGUCAUCGGAUAUGGUGGCGACAAUCCACCUAGCUCAAGCGAUAGUCCAAAUCCGCCAGAUAUUCAGCAGGCUGUACGGGACCUUAUUCUUGCCAACGGCGAGCAUCUCGUCAAGCAAAUCCUGGCAGGAAUGAUGAUCACCUUCCCGGAUGACUGUUUCACCGACGGCAGCGGAGCACUCCUUGGUCUCUUCGAGUUGAUGCCUCAACAAACCGCCGGCUGGGUUGACAAGACCGUCCGCAUGUUGCCAGCCGGCACAAUCCGCGAACCCGAGAUCGAUCGCUUGAUGACUGGUAUCAGGGAACGACUGGCUCUCGGCCACGAUGGCCUUCGUAAGGUCCGCAGCUUACUCCAGGAUUUCACGAACAGCUACCGGAGACGAUACGUCGCGCCGAGAGAUGGACUGGGCAGGCUUGAGGCCGAGAGAUUCCAUUUCAGUGCUUGA
Messenger RNA from Hyaloscypha bicolor E, 2901 nucleotides. Its product is annotated as ARM repeat-containing protein. NCBI's taxonomy places the organism in Eukaryota, Fungi, Ascomycota, Leotiomycetes, Helotiales, Hyaloscyphaceae. Gene Ontology annotation, molecular function: small GTPase binding. The transcript has 6 exons. Gene Ontology annotation, cellular component: cytoplasm; nuclear membrane. Gene Ontology annotation, biological process: protein import into nucleus. The record is from RefSeq and is a predicted model, not a curated record. The coding region runs from base 1 to 2901 and encodes 966 amino acids.